This is a messenger RNA of Aspergillus saccharolyticus JOP 1030-1, 713 nucleotides long. RefSeq lists its product as uncharacterized. The record is from RefSeq and is a predicted model, not a curated record. Bases 82 to 579 code for a protein of 165 amino acids. Lineage: Eukaryota; Fungi; Ascomycota; Eurotiomycetes; Eurotiales; Aspergillaceae. The transcript has a single exon.
UUUUUUUUUUUUCUUUUUGUUCUUCCCCGGAUGAAGGGGUAGAACACUUUUCAAAAUGACAACCAAGAACCAACUCUCACCAUGGGAGGCCAUGGCCUCAGGCACCACAGACGGCAUCUUAGCGAAUGUGAUUGUGUGUCCACUGGACAAGUGAGUAUCAAUGCUCUCUUUUCCCGUCCCCGAAUUCAUCGCGUUCUAAUUACCCCAGAGACUAUUUUUAAAUAUCUUCUAGCAUCAAUCAAAACAAAACUACAAGUCCAAGUCCAACACCGCCAAAGAACCACUCGAAGCGAGGAAAAGGGCGAACCGAACGGUCCACCCCUCUCCCCACCAAGCUAUGACUCUUUUAUCUCAGCCGUAACCCACAUUAUCCAGAAAGAGGGGCUCCCCGGCCUCUACCGUGGCUUGAGCAGCUCCAUCCUCAACACCGCCUUCAUGAACUUCGCCUACUUUUACUGGUCGACCCAUGCGCGGACUGCAUACCAGAGGUUCUUCCGGGGAUUUCAUAACCCCGGGGAGACCAAUAUUGUGACGGAACUGCUUCUCAGAGCGAUAGGGAGCGCAAUGGCGCAACGGUGAACAAAUCCCAUUGCCGUCAUUGUGACCAGACAAUAGACCCGCCGCGCGAGCGACGAUGCCAAGUCGAUGGUCGCGGAGCUGCGCGAGAUUGUUUGCAUCGAGGACGGCUGGACGGGACUGUGGCGCGGGUGAGA